Molecule: messenger RNA, 1825 nt
Organism: Diatraea saccharalis (sugarcane borer)
Lineage: Eukaryota; Metazoa; Arthropoda; Insecta; Lepidoptera; Crambidae
Source: the annotation of a GenBank genome assembly
GUCGAUUCGUUUCCUGCAAAAAUCAACUUUUGCUAGAGUCACCAUCUAGUGGAGGUGCUUUUUAGCGCUUUCUUUUUUUUAUAUACUUCACGAACGCGGGAAUAUUCCGAUAAUGAAAUUUAGCAAAAAGUAGUUAGUUAAAAAACCGAACCUUAUGAAAAAUCUAAGGGACGGUGGUUGAUAUUUCGCUUAGCUCACUUUUCAGCUGUUAUAGGUACAGUACUUCGUCCUUGCCAUUUGUACUUACCAUAGACCAGACAACAUCCAACCUAGGGUCCGACAAUAAUAAAAACAAAAUUUUAAGGUGGGCUGAAUGGGCCAAAUCCAUUUGCUUAAAAACAAAUAAUAAAUAUUUUUUAACUGUCAACUGGAUUUCAAAAUAAUUUAUUUUGCUUGCUGGGCUUUAUCAUUAUUGUGAUCAUUAUCUUUCUUUUCAACACAAGAAAGAAUUACAUGACCGAGAAUUACAUGACAUUCAACCACUAAAAUGUCUGAUUUUGAAGAUGAAACUGUAAUAGCCCCAUGGGUAGGCGCUACUAGCUACAAGAAUGCGCUAACUGUUAUCAUUUUGUCUUCAAAUGUUGAAAUAAUAGAAAAAAUUGCAGAUGCCCUUGUAAAUGUUCACGCCAAGAGACAUUUCAGAUGGAAACUAAUUGUACUACGAUCGUUCCAUUUAGAAGAAGUCGUUAGGCAAUCAAACAUAACUGGAAAAGUUGCCAUUGAUUUCGUUAUAUUGGCUAUGGACACUAGCAGAAUAUUCUGUUUGGAAUGGACAAAGAAGGUGUUAAGCCAAGUUCAUCCAGACCUAAGAACUCGACGAGUGAUCCUAGUGAAUGCUAGCGGACUACCAGUUAACAGUAUGGCCAUAAGUGUCAGUGAUUUAGUUAAUUUUUAUACAGAAUUAAAACUGAACAUGUUGACUGCUAAUGUGUUUAAACCAGAAGAUGUAACAUUCUUAUCAAGAAAACUUUUAAAAUACAUUGAAGUGUCUUUUGGUACUAAGACAGGAAUUCCUAAUCUACAUGCUUAGUAUUAAAUAAUUUACAGUACUAUAUUAUCGCCCAGUUGCACUAAAAUUAAUUAAGAUUAAAUGAUGACAAAGCCCAAAUGAAUGUUCUAAAUUUAACAAUACAAUUUUAUUGGAGAUUUAUACAAUGAGCAGAAUGCCUCUUAUACUCAUUUAAAUCUGCCCCUGUAUUUAUAUUUCAUUAAUUUUACAUUCCGAAUACCUGUUGCAUCACAAUGGAACACUUCGAUGAUUUGGAAGGUAUAGAACAUUGGGUUCCAUCUUGCAUAUUUCUCUACCGCUUGCUAAUAUAGUGUUUAAACAGUAUACUACACAUAUGUAUAUAGUAUUUGGGGUCUCUUACCUGUACAUGUCAUAAAUGGUUUUAGGAAACAAAUCUAAAAUAAUAUUCUUCCAUCAUCUACAAUAUUUUAAUAAUUGUAACUAUGUUAAGCAAAUCACUAACUGCCAAUCUUCAUUUUAAUCUGAAAAACACCAUUUUUGUCCUUGAACACACAGUUGCAGGGUCAUUUGCAUGAUUAGGUUCUUAUGUUUGGGCUUUCUAUCUCUGGUGAUUUAGAUAUGUUUUUGUGGAAAUUUCUGAUCCAGCAUAAGCAGUACCAAAAGGUAAUAACAAUGAUCUGUACUAUAGAAUUUAUAGUUGAAUAUUAAACAAAAAAAACUUUAUCUGUUAAUCCCGUAACUGCGAUAAUCUCAGUGACGGACUAACCACGUCUGAGGCCCGGGGCGGCAAUAGCUCCAGCGCAACCACUUUAUUUCUAACCGAGGCAGAAACUUGACUUUGCUCCCCCCCCCCAC